Molecule: messenger RNA, 2183 nt
Organism: Ochlerotatus camptorhynchus
Lineage: Eukaryota; Metazoa; Arthropoda; Insecta; Diptera; Culicidae
Product: histone H4 transcription factor-like
Exons: 5
Coding region: 102-2096 (664 amino acids)
Biological process (GO): regulation of transcription by RNA polymerase II
Cellular component (GO): nucleus
Molecular function (GO): RNA polymerase II transcription regulatory region sequence-specific DNA binding; DNA-binding transcription factor activity, RNA polymerase II-specific
Source: RefSeq, a predicted model, not a curated record
UUGCUGCGAGCGAUUCCCAACAUUUAAUUCAAUGGUUUCUAUCAACGGAAGCGUUCUGUGUGGAUUAAGAUAGGUUGUUUAGUGAUUAGAGCUAACAAAACAUGGGUCGCAAACGGAAAACACGUGCACCGAUAAAAAUCACUGAUAAACAGGUCAAGUUGGAGGAUUCCAACAACAGUACAGAUGCUCCUCUGGCAGUCGUAAAAAAGUCUUCGUCUCCCGAACCACAACAUGUCAUCGCUCAAUGCUCGGUCCCGCCCAAUCCGAACAAAAAACCGUGGGUGAAGAAGUGUCGCCAGUGGGUAGACGAGCAACAGCAAGAGGCUGAGCCGCCACCGCUCGAACCGGACGUCGAUGAUGAACCACCGAUGGACGAACCGGCCGAACUACCGCUGGGAACUGACGUACCCCUUCGGCAGAUGCUUAAGGAUUACAGCGAGAAGGAAAUCCUGAACUCGGUCAUGUACGAGUGCGAAUGGCUCAAGUGUGGCUUCGAGACAACCGAGGACUUAAAAUAUAUCACUCACGUCGAAGCACACGUCUAUCAAUAUCUGGCCGAGCAGGGGGACAGUGAAGAUCUCGUCUGCUUCUGGGACCUGUGCGAAUUCCGUACUUCGAGCCCGAGUGACCUCGAAAGUCACGUACACUUUCACGUGUACCACAAUCGGGUCAAAACGCAUGGAGCCAGCUUAAGCAGCAUAAUUCGCAUUCCGAAGUGCAACGGUGACAGUCGCCGGAGGAACUGCAUCGACAGUUUCAAGACCAAAUUCCGCUGCGAAUGGAACGACUGCGACGAAGUCAUCAACAAAGUUCACCUAUUCUUUCUACAUGUCAACUGUCACGUGCAGGAUCAAUUUCCGAUUGAUAGGAAAUCUACCAAACAGUUGAUGCAGUGCCAAUGGGUUGGAUGCAAACAGAUGUACAUGCGAAGCAGCAUCGCAUUGGAACAUACACGGAGACAUACGACGGAACGAACCAUCGGGUGCUACACCUGCGGGGCGAUGUUCGUUUCUCGUUUGAAGUACAUCGAUCACUGCAAGCGGCAAGUCGAAUACCACAAUCGUGAAUUCUCCUGUACGGGUUGUGACAAACUGUUCGCCACGAAGCAACUGAUGAUUGACCAUCGGAAUAUUCAUGAUAAAAAAUUUAGCUGCACGCUGUGUCCGAUGAAGUGGCCUUCGAAGAAGGCACUGGCCACCCACAUACGCUACCGACACGUGACCGUGAAGCCGUUCAAGUGUCAAAUCUGCAGUCAUCGAACCGUAACUAAAGCCGACCUGGAAGAGCACGUACUAACCCAUGACAAAAGGCGUAUGUUCCGGUGUGAGGAGUUUGGCUGCGAAGCCACCUACAAAUGUCAAAGGUCACUGAAGAAGCACGUCGAUUCUAUCCACUAUGGCGCUGGUCCGGGAAUCUACGCAUGUCAUCUCUGCGCCAGCGAGUACAAGGCCGGUGCCAGCUUGUCCAAGCAUCUAGUUCGGGCCCACCAGUUCGAGCGACCGCCCGGUUACAACCGGUUCACCUAUCGUGCCAAUCGCCACGGUAUUCUGCAACUGUCCUCGAUCACACAGAACAACGACGAUGAACCAUCACCCGACCCGUCUCCACUACCUAAACCCCGACGGCAACGGUCAGCACCGAUCAAAAAAGAAGCCGAAAAAACCGACGACAAAACCGACGACGAUACCAGCGAACCGGGCACGUUCACCAGCUUUUCCAUAGAGAAGCUGGAACCCAUUGCGAAAAAUACCUUCUCAAUCGAACUGAAGGCGGGUGUAGAACUCCCCACGCCGGUUUAUCGGAAGCAAACAUCCACGGUGAUGAAAACUCGAACGGAAUCGACGACGUCAAUGGAUGGUGAAACGUCCGAUGCCCUGCCGCUGCAAAUGAAGAUCGAAAUCGAGGAACCACCGGCCACGUCGUCGGUCGUCUCGAGGAAUAUCGACGAUUUUACCGUGAUGAAGCGAUACCUCAAGACGGAGAAACCGGUGGUCAUUUCCUACGAAGAGAUGGACUCCAGCGGAAGUGUGAUACGGAGCGAAACCGUUCAGACAACGGAGUUGAACCGGGAGAAGCUGCUGCAGGGGAAUAUGUAACGACAUUUAAGCAACGUUUUAAAUUUAAAAGUCCGUGGAAAUCUGAAUGUUAAUAUUAAUUUGAUUAAAGUACUGAUACAAAUUCAA